This is a messenger RNA of Pelobates fuscus (common spadefoot toad), 4328 nucleotides long. RefSeq names its product 5-methyltetrahydrofolate-homocysteine methyltransferase (gene MTR). NCBI's taxonomy places the organism in Eukaryota, Metazoa, Chordata, Amphibia, Anura, Pelobatidae. The transcript is spliced from 33 exons. The record is from RefSeq and is a predicted model, not a curated record. Gene Ontology annotation, molecular function: zinc ion binding; methionine synthase activity; cobalamin binding. Gene Ontology annotation, biological process: homocysteine metabolic process; tetrahydrofolate metabolic process. Bases 93 to 3893 code for a protein of 1266 amino acids. Gene Ontology annotation, cellular component: cytosol.
CCCCCAGGAAGCACUUGUGCUGCACGCUGCUUCGGGUUCUUCUCUCAGUGAAGCGUGUCUUGCCUGCUGUGUGUGGACUCCAGACCCGCACCAUGCCGCCCACCUUAAAGCACCCCAACCCGGAGGCUGUGACUCAGGUGAGCACUCAAGAUGAACUUAAUUCAAUUCUGCGAGAGAGGAUCAUGGUAUUGGACGGUGGCAUGGGAACUAUGAUCCAACAGCAUAGUUUGUCAGAAGAAAGCUUCAGAGGACAGGAAUUUGUUGAUCAUUCCAAACCUUUAUGCGGAAACAAUGAUCUUUUAAGCAUUACCCAGCCAGAGAUAAUCUUCAAAAUUCACAAGGAAUAUUUACUGUGUGGAGCUGAUAUCGUGGAAACUAACACAUUCAGCAGUACAAGCAUUGCUCAGGCAGACUAUGGCCUUGAACAUCUGGCAUAUCGCUUGAACAAAGCUUCUGCUGAAGUGGCAAGAAAAGCAGCUGAAGAUGUAAACGCUGAGACAGGCAUUAAGAGGUAUGUGGCAGGAGCUAUGGGACCCACCAACAAGACAUUGUCAGUCUCCCCUUCAGUAGAAAGACCAGAUUAUAGAAAUAUUACUUUUGAUGAGCUUGUGGAUGCCUAUGCAGAACAAGCAAGAGGACUUUUGGAUGGAGGAGUUGAUAUACUGCUUGUAGAGACUAUAUUUGAUACAGCCAAUGCCAAGGCAGCAUUGUUUGCUAUCCAGAAACUCUUUGAAGAUGAAUAUAAACCAAGACCCAUUUUUAUUUCAGGAACCAUUGUUGAUAGAAGUGGACGAACUCUUUCUGGCCAAACCGGAGAUGCUUUUGUUAUCAGCGUUUCCCAUGCUGAACCUCUCUGCAUUGGUUUGAACUGCGCUUUAGGGGCUGUUGAAAUGAGGCCCUUCAUUGAAGCCAUUGGCAAAUGUACAACAUCCUACAUCAUCUGUUAUCCAAAUGCAGGUCUACCAAACACCUUUGGCGGUUAUGACGAAACUCCUGAAGUGACAGCCAAACAUAUAAGGGAUUUUGCAUUGGAUGGUUUGGUGAAUAUUGUUGGAGGUUGUUGUGGAACCACUCCAGCUCACAUCAGAGAGAUUGCAGAAGUUGUCAAACAUUGCAAACCGAGGAUACCUCCAGCCUCCGUGUUUGAUGGCUACAUGUUACUCUCUGGUUUGGAGCCCUUCAGGAUUGGACCAUACACCAACUUUGUUAAUAUUGGAGAGCGCUGUAAUGUGGCGGGGUCAAGAGUAUUUGCCAGGCUUAUCAUGGCAGGAAAAUAUGAGGAAGCGUUGGCCAUUGCCAAAACCCAGGUAGAGAUGGGAGCUCAAAUUCUGGAUAUCAAUAUGGAUGAUGGAAUGUUGGAUGGCCCCAGUGCUAUGACCAAGUUCUGUAACUUCAUUGCAUCCGAACCUGACAUUGCAAAGGUACCAUUGUGCAUUGACUCCUCGAAUUUUGCAGUGAUUGAGGCUGGAUUAAAGUGCUGUCAGGGAAAGUGCAUCGUAAACAGUAUCAGUAUGAAAGAAGGAGAAGAGGACUUUCUGGCAAAGGCAAAAAAGAUAAAACAGUUUGGAGCCGCUGUAGUCAUCAUGGCUUUUGAUGAAGUGGGACAGGCCACAGACACAGACACAAAAGUCAGUGUCUGCACAAGAGCAUAUAACCUUUUGGUUGAAAAGUUGAACUUUAACCCCAAUGACAUUAUUUUUGACCCUAAUAUUUUGACGAUUGGAACUGGCAUGGAAGAACAUGACAGAUAUGCCAUACACUUUAUUGAAGCCACCAAGAUUAUAAAGUCAACUCUAAAGGGAGCUAAAAUCAGUGGAGGGCUGUCCAAUCUUUCCUUCUCAUUCCGAGGGAUGGAUGCCAUAAGAGAAGCCAUGCAUGGAGUUUUUCUGUACCACACCAUUAAGAUUGGCAUGGACAUGGGUAUAGUAAAUGCUGGGAAUCUUCCUGUAUAUGAUGACAUUGACAAAGAACUUCUUCAACUUUGUGAAGAUUUAAUCUGGAAUAAAGAUCCUGAAGCCACGGAAAAGCUUCUCAAAUAUGCCCAGACAAAAGCUAAGGGAGGCAAGAAAAUUAUCCAGACUGAUGAAUGGAGAAAUGGCUCUGUAGAGGAGAGGCUGGAAUAUGCUCUUGUUAAGGGAAUUGAGAAAUAUGUUGUAGAAGAUACGGAGGAAGCAAAAGCAAACACUGAAAAAUAUAAGCGACCACUUCACAUCAUUGAGGGACCUCUAAUGAAUGGCAUGAAAGUUGUCGGAGAGCUCUUUGGUGCUGGGAAGAUGUUCUUACCUCAGGUGAUCAAGUCUGCUCGUGUUAUGAAGAAGUCGGUGGGAUACCUCAUUCCCUUUAUGGAAAAGGAAAGAGAGAUGAUGAGAGCCUUGUCAGGCAGCGUGGAAGAAGAUAACCCAUAUCAAGGAACCAUCGUACUGGCAACAGUUAAAGGAGAUGUACAUGACAUUGGAAAGAACAUUGUCGGUGUUGUGCUGGGUUGCAAUAAUUUCAGGGUUAUUGAUCUAGGUGUCAUGACUCCAUGUGACAAGAUACUCAGAGCUGCAAUUGAAAAUAAAGCUGAUAUAAUUGGUCUAUCGGGUCUGAUUACACCUUCCCUGGAUGAAAUGAUUUUUGUUGCUAAGGAGAUGGAACGCCUAGCAGUAAAGAUCCCUCUGCUGAUUGGUGGAGCCACAACAUCUCGGACUCAUACUGCAGUGAAAAUUGCACCGCGAUACAGUGCUCCAGUGAUCCACGUUCUGGAUGCAUCCAAGAGUGUGGUGGUUUGCUCUCGGCUUCUUGACGAUAAUGCAAGGGAUGACUUUUUGGAAGAGCUAGAUGAAGAAUAUGAAGACAUUCGCCAAGAUCAUUAUGAAUCCCUAAAAGAAAGAAGAUAUUUGACAUUGGAGCAAGCAAGGAAUAAAGGAUUCCACAUUGAUUGGCUUUCUAAUCCUGCACCAGUUCGGCCUAAGUGUACUGGAACAAAAGUAUUCAAAAACUAUGACUUAGAGAAACUCCGAAAUUACAUAGACUGGAAACCAUUUUUUGAUGUGUGGCAACUUCGAGGCAAAUACCCUAACAGAGGAUUUCCAAAAAUCUUUAAUGACAAAUCAGUGGGUGAAGAAGCCAAGAGAGUUUAUGAUGAUGCCCAAAAACUGUUGCAAAUUCUGAUAAGAGAACAGAAAUUCGAAGCCCGGGGUUUUGUUGGCAUCUGGCCAGCUCAGAGUGUGCAAGAUGACAUAGUGUUGUACUCAGAAGAAGAUUCUGUACCUUCCUCUGAACCAAUUGCUACCUUUUAUGGCUUACGUCAACAGGCAGAGAAAGACUCUGCUUCUACAGACCCAUACUAUUGCCUCUCUGACUUCAUCGCCCCCAAAGAGUCAGGGGUGCGUGACUAUUUGGGAAUAUUUGCUGUAGCCUGCUUUGGAGUAGAAGAACUGAGCAAAACAUAUGAGAAACAGGGGGAUGACUACAACAGUAUCAUGGUAAAGGCUUUGGGAGAUCGGAUAGCAGAGGCAUUUGCUGAAGAACUUCACGAGCGAGUGAGGAAGGACCUGUGGGGAUACUGUGACAGUGAGGAAUUGGAUGUAGCUGACCUGCGUAAAAUACGCUAUGAGGGCAUCCGUCCAGCACCUGGAUAUCCCAGCCAGCCGGAUCACACCGAGAAAUUUACCAUGUGGAAACUGGGAAACAUUGAGGAAGCAACAGGGAUCAAGCUGACUGAAUCGCUAGCCAUGUCCCCUGCAGCUGCCGUCUCUGGUUUAAUAUUUGCUAACACCAAAUCCAAAUAUUUCGCUGUUGGAAAAAUUUCCAAAGAUCAGGUGGAGGAUUAUUCCCAAAGAAAACAAAUGGCUGUUGAAGAAGUUGAGAAAUGGCUUGGUCCAAUCUUGAGCUACGAUCCCGAUUUAUAGCCAGAAGCUUUUUUUCUAAACUAUUAAGAAUAAAGAUGUUUGAAAUGGCUGCUCAUGAAAUGUCUUCAGCCAUCUUGGAAACACUACAUGGACUUAAAGAUGAGCUGUGUUAGUCAUACUUUGUUUUGAUGGUUUGUUUUUGAAGUUAACUCAUUGUUUGGAAAAACUGGAUACUCACAGUUUCUAUUAACCAUUUAAUGUAAUAUCUGUUGUCUAAAAAAGCAACAAAAGAAACUGAGUUAUAACUGGGUACUGUAUGGCCACAUUCAGAUAUGUGCUAGAAAUACAACAUUUUUGUAUUGACUUAAACAACUGCAAACUUGAAUCUGUUUCUGUACCGGUAAAUUGAUAGAAACAGCUUGUGUACUUAGCUGCUCAAAGAAAUUGGUAUACAAGAUCAUUUGAUACUGUAUUAUGAAAAAAUGCACUUUUAAC